CUCGGGCUCUCGCUUCCUCCGCCCAGCUCGGUUUCAGGCUGCUGCGCUGGUUUGAUGUUUUUUAAACCUGGUUCUCAUUUGCUGGUUUGGCAUCAUCAGGCUUUCAUAUUAUGGGUUAUUUGAGUUCCUCCCCUCUUUAAUUCCUUUAAAGCUGUGAAACAUUAAGCACUUUGUGCUAGUCUCCGCCGCCCGUUUGGUUUCGCUCUCUCGCCUCUGCCAGUCCCGCUCUCAUUGGUUCCGCUGUCGCUGAGGAGGAACGGGGCAGAGGGAACCGGUUCGGCGGCCAGUGUCUCCCCGGCCAGAGCAGCGCCCAAUGCCGCGGGAGGAGUGAGGACACAACGGCUUCCCCUCUCAGUCCGGACUGCAGUCCUAUUGUGUGUUGUUCUUGGAAACGUUUCUUCCCUGAAUGUUGAUGAUGCAGUUUGGUUUAGUGCUGCUAUUUGCCUUCAUUCUUGGGGCUUCCUGUGCUCUCAACGCUUUUGCCCCCCAGCAAGGCUCUUCUGAUCCUUGUUAUGAUGAAGGAGGGCAGCCUAAGCGCUGCAUUCCUGAUUUUGUCAAUGCUGGCUUUGCCAGGGAAGUGCAGGUGUCCAGCACAUGUGGGAGGCCUCCAAACCGAUAUUGCUUCUACAAUGAGAAGAUGGGUGUGAAAACUAAGAUGUGUCAAAUCUGUGAUGCUUCAGAUCCCAAGAAUGCUCACCCUGCCACUUAUCUGACCGAUUUAAACAAUGCUCACAACCUCAGCUGUUGGCAGUCGGAAGAGUUUUCCAAUCCCAUGCACAAUGUUACACUCACACUCUCUCUGAAUAAGAAAUUUGAAAUUACUUAUGUCAGUUUACAGUUUUGCUCUCCUCGGCCAGAGUCUAUGGGGAUAUUGAAAUCGAUGGACUAUGGGAAGAACUGGGUUCCCUUUCAAUAUUAUUCCUCACAGUGCCGCAAAAUGUACAAUAAGCCAAACAAAGCAAUUAUUUCCAAGCAGAAUGAGCAAGAAGCUCUGUGUACAGAUGGAUACACCGACCUCUACCCUUUGACAGGGGGCUUGAUUGCAUUUAGUACCCUGGAUGGACGACCUUCUGCCCAAGACUUUGACAGCAGUCCAGUCCUGCAGGAUUGGGUGACAGCCACAGAUAUUCGGGUUGUGUUCAGCAGAGCUCACCUCCAGCGGGAGCUGGACAGACAUUACAGUGGUAGAGACGGGAAGGAGGAUGAGGCGAGUAUGGUGAGAGAGUCCUACCAUUACGCAGUGGCUGACCUGCAGGUCGGUGGCCGCUGCAAAUGUAAUGGGCAUGCUUCACGCUGUGUCAAAGACAAAGAGGGAAAUCUGAUCUGUGACUGUAAACACAACACCGCUGGCCCAGAGUGCGACAGGUGCAAACCCUUUCACUAUGACCGACCAUGGCAAAGAGCAACUCUUCGAGAAGCGAAUGAGUGCUUGGCUUGUAGCUGCAACCUACAUGCCCGAAGGUGCCGAUUCAACAUGGAACUAUACAAACUCUCUGGACGAAAGAGUGGAGGCGUUUGCUUAAAUUGUCGGCACAACACUGCAGGUCGACAUUGCCACUACUGCAAGGAAGGAUUUUAUCGAGACCUCACCAAAGUCAUUACUCACCGAAAGGCAUGCAGAGCUUGUGACUGUCAUCCUGUUGGUGCAGCUGGUAAAACCUGCAAUCAGACAACAGGACAGUGUCCAUGCAAGGAUGGUGUGACUGGCAUCACAUGCAACCGUUGUGCUAAGGGUUACCAACAGAGCCGAUCUCCAGUUGCGCCUUGUAUCAAGAUCCCAACUGUGUCUCCACGCUGGGUGGCAAGCAGCACAGAGGAGCCUGCAGACUGUGAAUCCUACUGCAAACCUGUGAAAGGAAACCUAAAGAUCAACAUGAAAAAGUACUGCAAGAAAGACUAUGCGGUUCAGGUUAAUGUUCUAGAUAUGGAGACAGUAAAUGAAUGGGCAAAGUUCACCGUGAAUAUUGUGUCAGUUUUUCGAAGCAGAGAUGAGAAGAUUAAACGGGCAGACCAGUUCCUAUGGAUUAAUAUGAAAGACUUGGCAUGCAAGUGCCCAAAGAUCCAAAUGACCAAAAAGUACCUAGUGAUGGGAAACACUGACAGCGUGGCUGAGAGGCUUGGAGGCCUAGUGGCUGAUAAGAACAGCCUUGUCAUUCAGUGGCGGGAUGUGUGGACAAGACGACUGCGGAAAUUCCAACGUAAAGAGAAAAAAGGGAAAUGUGGGAAAGCCUGAUUGACUCAUUCAGAAAAAAAACUCUGUGAGAAGCAUCAUGGGCCACAAUGUAAAUACACUUUGGUUCAAAAUAUUUCCCUUUCAGAACAGGCUGAAGGGCAUUAGACUGUGAGGAAGGGACUAGAGGCUGGAAACUACAUGAUACUCAGCACAACACAUUAAAAAGUUGUUGGCUGAAUGUGCUUUUAAAAUUGCUCAAUCCUUUUCUAAAUGUGGUCAUGAUUCCUUUCACUGGGGUGAAGGUCAGACUGCAAUAGUAGCUUUGUUGUCUGAUUGCAGAGCCCACAUAGUAUCUGACAAAGGCACAUACUCCCCGUGUCCUACCCAUUGGUUGGCUGGCUAUUCCUAUUGAAGUCCACCCAACCUCUUUUAUUUUUCGCCUGUUAUGACUAACAUAUGAGACAAAAUGUGGUGGUCUAUGUAAACCUGACAGCUGUGCUGAACGCAGAGUGUAAAUAUGGACAGGUUCCAGGAGUUUUAUAACAGACAAAGCAUUUGGCAUGCAGCAAGUUAUCUGUUAACGUUGUGUAUUUUGAACUGUGAUUUGAAAAUAUCCAAUUUCAAUUAGAUUUUACAAAGCAAGUUAACAUUGUAAACCCUUUUUGUCUGACACGCAACCUUCAGCUGAAUGAAAUAUUUCCUUUUCAGUAUUUCCUUGAUCACCUUGCCAGACAAUCUGUAAUAACAGUAUUGCAAUAUACUCUAUCUUCCAAUAUACUCACCCCAACAUCCCAUUUGCAAUGCCCUCUGAUAUACCCUGUUCACCCUCCGAUAUAUACCCUCUCUGCCUUCCAAAAAUACCCUCUUCACUCUCUAAUAUACCUUCUUCACCCUCCAAUGCAUUCUACUCUCCAAUAUACUGUAAUUCCUGUAUACUCUCCAUGCUCUCCAAUGCACCAUACCCUCUGACAUACUCUCCUCUGUCCCCUUUAAUACUGUACCUCCUGCUAUUCUGCAGCUGCCAAUAUACCAUUACUCUCUGAGAUACCCUCUCAUCCUCCAAUAUACUGCAUCUAUUGAUUUGCCCUCCUCUCUCUUUGAUGCAUUGCACCCACUGAUACUCAGCACCUCCAAUGUUCUGCUCCUUCUGAUACACCACAUCUUCUGUUACAACCCACCAUGUGAGAUAUGGCACCCACUGAUAAAGGAGUCAGUGUUGUCUCAGUAAUAGCACUACCACCUCAGUGAAAAAUUGUUGGUUCCACUCCACAUCAGAGACUUGAGCACAUAAUUUCAUCUAGCACAUUAGUACCAAGGUCCCUCUGCCCUUCAGAUGGAUGUAAAUAAUCCCAUUACACUACUUGCAGAAGAACUGAUGUGUUGGCCAACGUUUGUUGUUUACCUGGCAUUACUAAAACUGAUUGUCAGAUUAUCGUUUAAUUGAUGUUUGUGAGAGUUUUGGUGAGUAAAUUGAUUGCCAUCUUUUCCUGUUUAUAUUUUUACAACUGGAACAGCAUUUUAAAAAACAAAAAUUCUGCUAGACGCUUUGAGAUAUUCUGGAGUGCUGAAGUGUGUAACAAAAUUGCAUGUUUUUCCGUACUCCAUCAUCCAUUAUCCUAAAUCCUACAAUUUUACAUUGUUCUAAAUAUCACAUCCUCAAAUACCCACAUUCCUCAAUGCACCAUGCUCCAAUAUACCAUUUCCCAAUCCUUCAAUAUGCAAUAUACUACAAUCAUCCAAUUUAUCAGUAAUGCUGCCACUAAUCCCACUCACACCCCAUUCAUCAAGAACAACAGCUAUAGAAUGUGUAAUCUCCACAAUGUAGAGCUAUGAAAUGUGACGAGGAUAAGCUUCAAAAGAACUUGAAUAGGCUGGUGGAAUGAGUGAGAUGAUGGAAAUCUAAUGAGGAGAAAUAUGUAGUUAUUCAUGAAUGAUAGAGAGGUAAUAUAAAAUAAAGGACAUUCUGAAGGAGGUUCAGGAGUAGAGGGAUCUGGGGGAUUAUGUGUACAAAUCACUUCCGAUUACAGGGCACAUUGAGAAAGUUUUUAAUAAAUGUUGUGGAUCAUGGGUUUUAUAAAUAAGUGCAUGGAAUACAAAAGCAAGGAAAUCAACCUAUGCAUUGUGUUCAGUGGUGGGUGCCACACGUUAAGGAUGUAAUACCAUUGGAUAGAAUGCAGAAAAGAUUAACAGGAAUAGUUCCAGGGAUGAGGACUUUCAGUUUCAUGAAGAGAUUGAAGGUGCUGAGAUUGCUUUCUUUGAAGAAGAAACGACUAAGAGGAAAUGUUAUUGACAUAUUCUAAAGGAUGAGGACAGCGUAGACAGGGAGAGGCUGGUUCCAUCGCUGGAAAGAUCAAAAACUAGAAAACAAUGAACUAAAUCAAUUGCAAAUAAAGAGUCAAUGGCGCCAUGAUAAAUAAAUGUAUAUUGUAAAUGAUUAGAAUCUGGAAAGUACUGCUAAAAGUAUGGUGGAGUCUGAUUCAAUCAUGGCUUUCCAAAUGUAAUCAGAUAAUUAUAAUUAAAAUAAAAUUGCAGGGAAAAGCAGGGGAGCAGAACUUUAGAGAGCUGACAUAUAAUUGACAGAUCAGUUCUGUCGCUGCUGUAACUCUUCAUUGAAUCUAUAAUUCUAUAAUGUACCAAUGUUACUGUGACCUAGGUCGCUGAGAAGGACAAAAGCAGCAAAGUUUCAGAAACAUUAUAGUUUCCAAGCUUUCCAACCCUCAACUCAUACACAAGCCAACUUAAACAUCUAUUGUCGUUAGACCGCACGUUAACACCGCUGAGAGAUCUAAGCAAGGAAAUGUCAAAGUUUUGAAUUUCCCCACAUGUUGUAGACUUUUAAUUGGUAUUUCCCACUUGAAAUCAGCUUGAUUAACAUGGUUAGAUCAGGCCAUAGGCUGAAAGAUCACUCAGUCUUUGACUCAAGAGGGAGAAUGACUUGAUCCCCAAUCCCAGGGAUCUUUGUUUGGAUGCUGCAAUGUAGUCAAGGUUUUUAGCUUCUUGAAGCUGUUUUCAGCUCCCUUCAACUAGGUAGUGUCCCAGUGCUUUGGACACAAGUUAAAUCAAAAUUUGCCAGCUUUUAAAAUGCAUAAACUUCUAACAGACAUCUUGGAGGGGUUGGCUACCCAUCCCUUGUCCUGCCCUCAUUAAAGCUAGAGGAAGCUGGGGUCCUGUUUCAGAACUUUAAAAUUUUAACAACUCAUGCGAAUCUAAUCACCGGUCUUUGUGUGUUAAAAUUCACCAUUUUGUUUUUUGGCCAUGCCUUGGAAUUCCCUAUCACCAUUAGCACACAGAUUGCAGCAGUUCAACAAAGUAGCAAUGCUCAAUAUAUUUUGAAGGCAUUUUGUGCAGAUUAAUGAGCAUCCUCCAAUACCCACAUUUCCCAAUAAAACAUUUCAUAAUCACUGAUAAACCUAUGGAAAUUCCUAGCACUCUCCAACACAGACAAUAAUCUAUACGUGCAUUGCUAGAACUCUGAAGCAUAUUGGAUUAUAACAAUAUGCUGACUGUAAAAUUAUUUUCUAAAAGUCUCACAUCGAUGCUGUGUAUUUCAAAUAGGAAAUCUGUUGAGAUAUCCCAUGGUGUUUUCAUCAAUGACGUAUUUUUGAAGAAUAUUACUUGUUGCAAGUAGGAAAUACAGCUGCCAGUUUUACCGCAGUAAACUCCCACAGACAACAACAAAUAAAUUAUCAGAUGAGAUUUUGGUUGACUUAUAAAUAUUGGCCAGGACACCAACAAAUCUUCUCCACUCUCCUUAAAAAAGUGACAUGAAAUCUUUUAUCACUAAUUGAAAGAGAAGGUUAAGUCCUUGGUUGACUGGAUCAUCUGAAGGAUGACAUUUCCAGCUGCGCUGAACACCCUCAGUACUGUCAACUCAUCAUUAUGUGCUCAAGUACAGUGCCAUUUGCAAUUUUUUUCUAACUCAGACCAUUAGGCUAUCAAUUGAGCCACAGCGGACACUGUGAAGGGGUGGUUAAUCCCCCUACUCUCCAGAUUUUCCAAUUCCUCCUUCUGUGCAAGAAAUUUCUUUAAUAGCCCACGAUUUUCCCAAGUUUGUUAAACUUUGUUGCACCUGUUUGAAAGACUGCCUCAUAGAGAGGGGUUACUACAUGCCCUCCGUAUUUGGGGCCUUCACACAGAACAAGUGGCAAGUUCUCAUUGUUUGCCUCACUGUCAUAUCUUAACGUGCCAAAGGUUGGCAAAAGAAAUAGUUACUCUCUUGUUAAAGAUCAAUUACAUCAUUAAAAUAUUAAUGUUGUACCAAUUUUAAUCAUAAAGGAAAACAAUCUGGAAUAACAUAAACUGAAACUGGUUGUGUUCUUUGUUACUUGUUGCUGAUCACUGAUGGCAUAGUCUGUUAUAUACUACAGUCUGCCUGACAAGCACAACACCAUGUGGCCAGCACUCAGGUAUACUGAUGAAGGGCUUAUGCCCAAAACGUCAAUCCUCCUGCUCCUCGGAUGCUGCCUGACCGGUUGUGCUUUUCCAGCACCCCACUCUUGACUCAGGUAUACUGGACUGUAACAGGCACAAAGUGCUGAGAAAUGAUUGUUCAAACUUCUCAUGCUGUUAUUUGUUCACUAUGUUAUGAUUUAUAAGUUUUGUUGAAGUUCUGUUUCAAAGAAGUUCUGCUUUAUGGUUUAGUGCAGUCAAGGGCACAAUACUAGUUUCAAAGAUUAUGACUUCCUGUUAGGGAGAAUGUAGAGGCAGCUUUACUCGUAUCUAACGUGUACUUUAUGUGUUCUGGAAAUGUUUCUCAGAAUAAUGUGGAGGGAACUUUAAUCAGUUUAUAACCCUGAUGUACCAGCUCUAGGAAAGGUUGAUGACAAUACAGAGGGAACUUUACUCUGUAUCUAAGUCAUGUUAUA
Messenger RNA from Chiloscyllium plagiosum (whitespotted bambooshark), 7038 nucleotides. Its product is annotated as netrin-3-like. Gene Ontology annotation, molecular function: protein binding. NCBI's taxonomy places the organism in Eukaryota, Metazoa, Chordata, Chondrichthyes, Orectolobiformes, Hemiscylliidae. Gene Ontology annotation, biological process: tissue development; dendrite development; motor neuron axon guidance. Gene Ontology annotation, cellular component: basement membrane. The record is from RefSeq and is a predicted model, not a curated record.